Molecule: messenger RNA, 1741 nt
Organism: Brassica oleracea var. oleracea
Lineage: Eukaryota; Viridiplantae; Streptophyta; Magnoliopsida; Brassicales; Brassicaceae
Product: cysteine desulfurase, mitochondrial
Exons: 1
Coding region: 116-1486 (456 amino acids)
Biological process (GO): [2Fe-2S] cluster assembly
Cellular component (GO): cytosol; mitochondrion
Molecular function (GO): cysteine desulfurase activity; pyridoxal phosphate binding
Source: RefSeq, a predicted model, not a curated record
GAGACGACCACGUCGCCUCUGUCACGAAACCGCCAGUGACGCUCACAUCCGAUAAGCAUAGAAGAAGCAAAUCGAAGAGAAGAGAAACAACAAACAAUUGAGAAAACGCAAUCCGAUGACGUCUAAGGCUGUCUUCUCCACGAUCCGUCGAUCUCUAACGAAACCACGCGGCGGCGCAGUUUCCCGAGGCCACCACUUGUCCACCUCCGCCGCGACGGCGUCCGAAUCCUACGCAAGCGACGAACACGCGAUCUUGAUGAAAGGAGUUCGAAUCUCAGGCAGGCCUCUCUACCUCGAUAUGCAGUCGACGACCCCGCUCGACCCCAGAGUCUUCGACGCGAUGAACGCCUCUUCCAUCUACGACUACGGGAACCCGCACUCGCGCACGCAUCUCUACGGCUGGGAAGCGGAGAACGCCGUCGAGGUGGCUCGAAUCCAGGUCGCGAAGCUCAUCGGCGCCUCGUCCAAGGAGAUCGUGUUCUUGUCCGGCGCCACGGAGGCGAACAACACGGUGGUGAAGGGCGUGAUGCACUUCUACAAGGACAAGAAGAGGCACGUGAUCACCACGCAGACUGAGCACAAGUGCGUUCUCGACUCGUGCAGGCAUUUGCAGCAGGAAGGCUUCGAGGUAACCUACUUGCCGGUUAAAACCGACGGUUUAGUUGAUUUAGAGAUGCUGAGAGAGUCUAUUAGACCGGAUACCGGUUUAGUUUCGGUUAUGGCUGUGAACAAUGAGAUUGGCGUGGUGCAACCUAUGGAGGAGAUUGGUAGGAUUUGCAAGGAGCAUAAGAUCCCGUUUCAUACCGAUGCUGCUCAAGCUAUAGGGAAGAUACCUGUUGAUGUUGAGAAGUGGAACGUUAGUUUCAUGUCGAUGAGUGGGCACAAGAUCUACGGACCGAAAGGUGUUGGUGCUAUGUACGUUAGAAGGAGGCCGAGGGUGAGGCUCGAGCCGUUGAUGAACGGUGGAGGGCAAGAGAGGGGGCUUAGGAGCGGGACGUUGGCUACGCAGCAGGUUGUUGGGUUUGGGGUUGCUUGUGAGUUGGCGAUGAAGGAGAUGGAGUAUGAUGAGAAGUGGAUCAAGAGGUUGCAGGAGAGGUUGCUGAAUGGGGUUAGGGAGAAGCUCGAUGGGGUUGUGGUGAAUGGUUCGUUGGAGAGUCGGUAUGCUGGGAAUUUGAAUCUGUCGUUUGCUUAUGUUGAAGGAGAGAGUUUGUUGAUGGGUUUGAAGGAAGUUGCGGUGUCUAGUGGAAGUGCUUGCACGAGUGCGAGUUUGGAGCCGUCUUAUGUGUUGAGAGCUUUGGGUGUGGAUGAGGAUAUGGCUCACACUUCGAUUAGGUUUGGAAUCGGUAGGUUUACUACGGAGGAAGAGAUUGAUAAAGCCGUGGAGCUUACGGUUAAACAAGUUGAGAAGUUGAGGGAGAUGAGCCCGCUUUAUGAGAUGGUUAAAGACGGUAUUGAUAUCAAGAACAUACAGUGGUCUCAGCACUGAUUCAUCUCAAACCAGUGCGGUACAAGAGGGAAGCUCGGGUCUCCGGUUGUACCGGAUGAUCUGAUCCUGAGUUGUUACUACUAUGUUAUGUUGGUAAUUUAUCUAUGUUUGCUUUCUAGAUAGAUUACAAGUGAGAGAGUGUCGUUAUAUGGUUUUGUAAUAACCAGAGCACGAACUAAACUCUGAGUUUCUAUGUUGGACUUGCAGAAUAAGUAAGGCGAAAACGUUAAUGUAACGGUCCAUUUAGUAAUAUCU